This is a messenger RNA of Talaromyces marneffei, 387 nucleotides long. RefSeq lists its product as uncharacterized. Gene Ontology annotation, molecular function: deaminase activity. The coding region runs from base 1 to 387 and encodes 128 amino acids. The transcript is spliced from 3 exons. The record is from RefSeq and is a predicted model, not a curated record. NCBI's taxonomy places the organism in Eukaryota, Fungi, Ascomycota, Eurotiomycetes, Eurotiales, Trichocomaceae. Gene Ontology annotation, cellular component: mitochondrion; cytosol.
AUGGCAACCAAAACCCCUGUCCUCACCGAAAAGGCUCCCAAGCCCUUGCCCGGUAUCUACUCCCAAGCCAUCAUCGCCAACGGCGUCGUCUACUGCUCCGGCGCCGUAGCCAUGGACCCCGAGACCGGAAAGUUGGUUGAUGGAGAUAUCAAGGCUCACACUCACCAAUGCAUCAAAAACCUAACCCACGUCCUCGAAGCAGCUGGUACUUCGAUCGACAAGGUGGUCAAGGUCAAUGUGUUUUUGGAUAAUAUGGACAACUUUGCGGAUAUGAAUUCGGUGUAUACGCAGUACUGGGGCGAUGUCAAGCCUUCCCGGACUUGCGUUGCUGUCAAGACUUUGCCUCUUAACACAGAUGUUGAGAUUGAGUGCAUUGCUGUUUUAUAG